GGGUUUGAGGCUAAAAAGACAGAUUUUUGAGAGCCGCCGCGAUGUCCCCGCCGGUACCAGCGCUGACCCCGGAGCAGAAGCAGGAGCUGGCGGCCAUCGCCCAGCGCAUCGUCGCCCCCGGCAAGGGCAUCCUGGCCGCCGAUGAGUCCACUGGCAGCAUCGCCAAGCGGCUGAGCUCGGUGGGGGCGGAGAACACGGAGGAGAACCGGCGUUGGUACCGGCAGCUGCUCUUCACGGCCGACAGCCGCGUGGACCCCUGCAUCGGUGGCGUCAUCCUCUUCCACGAGACCCUCUACCAGAAGGCGGCCGAUGGGCGUCCCUUCCCCGAGGUCAUCCGCAGCAAGGGCGCCCUGGUGGGCAUCAAGGUGGACAAGGGGGUCGUGCCCCUGGCUGGCACCAACGGCGAGACAACAACCCAGGGGCUGGACGGGCUGAUGGAGCGCUGUGCCCAGUACAAGAAGGACGGGGCCGACUUCGCCAAGUGGCGCUGUGUCCUCAAGAUCACCGAGCACACGCCCACGCGCCUGGCUGUCAUGGAGAACGCCAACGUCCUCGCCCGCUACGCCAGCAUCUGCCAGCAGAACGGCAUCGUCCCCAUCGUGGAGCCCGAGAUCCUCCCAGAUGGUGACCACGACCUGAAGCACUGCCAGUACGUCACCGAGAAGGUGCUGGCCGCCGUCUACAAGGCGCUGAGCGACCACCACGUCUACCUGGAGGGGACGCUGCUGAAGCCCAACAUGGUGACACCGGGUCACGCCUGCAGCAAGAAGUACAGCCCCGAGGAGAUCGCCAUGGCCACCGUCACCGCCCUGCGCCGCACCGUGCCACCCGCUGUCCCCGGCAUCACCUUCCUGUCGGGUGGGCAGAGCGAGGAGGAGGCCUCCAUCAACCUCAACGCCAUCAACCGUUGUCCCCUGCCCCGGCCAUGGGCCCUCACCUUCUCCUACGGCCGCGCCCUCCAGGCCUCGGCCCUGCGCGCCUGGGCCGGCAAGAAGGACAACACCAAGGCGGCCCAGGAGGAGUACGUCAAGAGGGCCCUGGUGGGUGACCGUCACCUCCCUGGGGACACGGGGCCGGGUGGGAUGGGUGGAGAACUUCAAGGAGGGUGUGCUGGGUCACCGUGGAGACCUGGGAGGGUCGGGGACAUCUUGGGCAUGGAGGGGACCUGCGGCCAGGUGGAGGACGUCAAGGAGGGUGUGGUGGGUCACCCACGGGGAUGUCGGAGGGAUGGGGGACAGAUGGGUCACCCAUGGGGACGUCGGAGGGAUGGGGGACAGAUGGGUCACCCAUGGGGACGUCGGAGGGAUGGGGGACAGAGGGGGCGUGAGGACGCGGGGAGGUGGCCCAGAUGGAGGACAUCAAGGAGAGUGUGGUGGGUCACCAUGGGGAUAUCUUGGGUGACAUGGAGGGGACAUGGGGAGGUGGAGGACACCAAGGAGGGUCUGGUGGGUCACUGUGUCGGAGGGUUGGGGACAUCUUAG
Messenger RNA from Calidris pugnax (ruff), 1481 nucleotides. Its product is annotated as fructose-bisphosphate aldolase A-like. Gene Ontology annotation, cellular component: cytosol. Gene Ontology annotation, molecular function: fructose-bisphosphate aldolase activity. Gene Ontology annotation, biological process: glycolytic process; fructose 1,6-bisphosphate metabolic process. The transcript is spliced from 8 exons. Bases 42 to 1481 code for a protein of 479 amino acids. Lineage: Eukaryota; Metazoa; Chordata; Aves; Charadriiformes; Scolopacidae. The record is from RefSeq and is a predicted model, not a curated record.